Messenger RNA from Striga hermonthica, 1179 nucleotides. Lineage: Eukaryota; Viridiplantae; Streptophyta; Magnoliopsida; Lamiales; Orobanchaceae. The record is from the annotation of a GenBank genome assembly.
AUGGGUUGCUCUGCCUGCAACCUGCCCUCCCUCACCCCACCGCCCUCCUCCACGGCCACCGCCACCACGUUCCCCGCUACAACCUCUACCCGAUUGAUCGCCUUCCCCUCCCGGCACCACCGCACAGACAAACGAUUAGCUCUUCACUUCCAAUUGCUCAAGCCCAACCGCUUCCCCCAUUUCACUCCACUCACUUACUCCGUCUCACCCCUCAGCUACUACGACUGCUACGGGGACCGCGACGGCGGUGAUGGAAGAGGCGGAGAUGGUGGCGGCGGCGGCGGCGGCGGCGGGGAUUAUUGGAGCAACAACAAUUUCUUCAAUUUUGACGGGAAAGCGCUUAUUCUCCUGCCCUUUCACUUCAUAUUUGGCGACAGAGAAGACUCGUAUUCCGUAUAUCUCCCCAGACACGUUAAUGGGCUACUCAUUUCCAUAUCAGCUUUCUUAAGCUACUUGGUCUUUUCGCCUUCCGAGGCGCGAGCAAAGGCUGAGGAUUUAUCAGAUAAUCACGAGGAAGUUUUAUUCGAGAUCAGGGGUGGAAAGAGAGUUGAGCUAGUCCCAGAUUAUUCCAAAGACGAGUUCAUCGUCCCCGAUAGCUUGUGGGCUUGGUGGUCAAAAGGCGACAAGUCUAAGUAUGGGUUGAGUUUGGGCGAUGUUUGGAUUAAAUGUAGGGGUUUGGUUGAGAGUGUGAUGCUCCCGGAGGGGUUUCCGGAGAGUGUUACGAGUGACUACCUCGAGUAUUCUCUCUGGAGAGGGGUUCAGGGGAUUGCUGCUCAAAUUAGUGGUGUGCUUGCAACUCAGGCUUUGCUUUAUGCUGUUGGUUUAGGAAAGGGGGCAAUUCCUACAGCAGCUGCUGUGAAUUGGGUCCUCAAGGAUGGAAUUGGUUAUAUCAGUAAGAUAAUGCUGUCAAAGUAUGGACGACAUUUUGAUGUUAAUCCAAAGGGUUGGAGGCUUUUUGCUGAUUUUCUGGAAAAUGCUGCAUUUGGAAUGGAAAUAAUGACUCCUGCAUUCCCACAUCUUUUUGUUCCAAUUGGUGCGAUUGCUGGAGCUGGAAGAUCUGCAGCUGCAUUAAUUCAGGUCGUAAUAAGUUUGGCACUCUCUUUAAUUGUUGAUUUGGAAGCAAUGACUGUAAUGUUUCUUAAUGAAUUUGUGACUACGAUUACGCCUUUCAACUUAUAG